ACAUCUGAUUGGAUCUCACUCGGGCUAGGCGGAGUUUUGUCGCGUCGCGCAUGCGUGUAAGCCAAGGAUGGAGGACGCCGAACCCGAGCGAAAGCGGGCUCGCACAGACGAAGCGACUACCGGAGCCAGUCGCUCCGAGGCGGAAGAUGAGGAUGACGAGGACUACGUGCCCUAUGUGCCGUUGCGGCAGCGCCGGCAACUGCUGCUCCAGAAGCUGCUGCAGCGGCGGCGUAAGGGGGCUACGGAAGAGGAGCAGCAGGAUAGCGGCAGCGAGCCUCGGGGAGAUGAGGACGACAUCCCACUGGGCCCUCAGUCCAACGUCAGCCUUCUGGAUCAGCACCAGCACCUCAAAGAGAAGGCCGAAGCCCGCAAAGAAUCUGCCAAGGAGAAGCAGCUGAAGGAAGAAGAGAAGAUCCUGGAAAGUGUGGCGGAGGGCCGAGCUUUGAUGUCUGUGAAGGAGAUGGCCAAGGGAAUCACAUACGACGACCCCAUCAAAACCAGUUGGACACCCCCCCGUUAUGUCCUGAACAUGUCAGAAGAGCGGCAUGAGCGUGUACGGAAGAAGUACCACAUCCUGGUGGAGGGGGAUGGUAUCCCACCACCCCUCAAAAGCUUCAAAGAAAUGAAAUUCCCUGCAGCCAUCCUGAGAGGACUGAAGAAGAAAAGCAUCCAUCACCCGACGCCCAUUCAGAUCCAGGGCAUCCCCACCAUAUUGUCGGGCCGGGACAUGAUUGGCAUCGCCUUCACUGGGUCGGGCAAGACACUGGUGUUUACGUUGCCUGUUAUUAUGUUCUGCCUGGAACAAGAGAAGAGGUUGCCCUUCUCCAAACGUGAGGGGCCCUAUGGACUCAUCAUCUGCCCCUCGCGGGAGCUGGCCCGGCAGACCCACGGCAUCCUGGAGUACUACUGCCGCCUGCUGCAGGAGGACAGCUCACCGCUGCUGCGCUGCGCACUCUGCAUUGGGGGCAUGUCUGUCAAAGAGCAGAUGGAGACCAUCCGACACGGUGUGCACAUGAUGGUGGCCACUCCAGGGCGCCUCAUGGAUCUACUGCAGAAGAAGAUGGUCAGCCUGGACAUCUGCCGCUACUUGGCCCUGGACGAGGCUGACCGCAUGAUCGACAUGGGCUUCGAGGGCGACAUCCGCACCAUCUUUUCCUAUUUCAAGGGCCAGCGGCAGACCCUGCUCUUCAGUGCCACCAUGCCUAAGAAGAUUCAGAACUUUGCCAAGAGCGCCCUGGUGAAGCCUGUCACCAUCAAUGUGGGGCGCGCCGGGGCUGCCAGUCUGGAUGUCAUCCAGGAGGUGGAAUACGUGAAGGAAGAGGCCAAGAUGGUGUAUCUGCUUGAGUGCCUGCAGAAGACACCCCCACCCGUACUCAUCUUUGCAGAGAAGAAGGCAGAUGUGGACGCCAUCCACGAGUACCUGCUGCUCAAGGGGGUCGAAGCCGUGGCCAUCCACGGGGGCAAAGACCAGGAGGAAAGGACGAAGGCCAUCGAGGCAUUCCGGGAAGGCAAGAAGGAUGUCCUCGUGGCCACAGAUGUGGCCUCCAAGGGCCUGGACUUCCCUGCCAUCCAGCAUGUCAUCAAUUACGACAUGCCUGAGGAGAUCGAGAACUAUGUGCACCGUAUUGGCCGCACCGGGCGCUCAGGGAACACGGGCAUCGCCACUACCUUCAUCAACAAGGCCUGUGAUGAGUCAGUGCUAAUGGACCUCAAAGCCCUGCUGCUGGAGGCCAAGCAGAAGGUGCCGCCCGUGCUGCAAGUGCUGCACUGUGGGGACGAGUCCAUGCUGGACAUCGGAGGUGACACAGAGCGGGAGGCACAGUCUGGGGAACGUGGCUGUGCCUUCUGUGGGGGCCUGGGUCACCGUAUCACCGACUGCCCCAAACUCGAGGCGAUGCAGACCAAGCAGGUCAGCAACAUUGGCCGCAAGGACUACCUGGCCCACAGCUCCAUGGACUUCUGAGCCAGCUGUCUUCUUUCCUCCCCAAGAAGCCCUGGGCCCUGGGGCUCCAGCCACCCCUCCUUCCCUCCACACACACACACGCACGCACGCACGCAUGCACCAGCCCCCCAAGACAAGAAGCCAGCCUCUUCAGCCUGGGCCUGGCUGCCUGCUCCUUCUGCCCCCAGAAUUACUAUUUUUCUUCGCUUUCACCCCUGCUGCCAGUAAAGCACAGUAUCUCAGCCCUA
Choloepus didactylus (southern two-toed sloth) is the source of this 2190-nucleotide messenger RNA. It is a transcript of the gene DDX41, whose product is annotated as DEAD-box helicase 41. The record is from RefSeq and is a predicted model, not a curated record. Gene Ontology annotation, cellular component: spliceosomal complex. NCBI's taxonomy places the organism in Eukaryota, Metazoa, Chordata, Mammalia, Pilosa, Megalonychidae. Gene Ontology annotation, molecular function: ATP binding; RNA binding; zinc ion binding. Gene Ontology annotation, biological process: mRNA splicing, via spliceosome. The coding region runs from base 68 to 1963 and encodes 631 amino acids. The transcript is spliced from 17 exons.